AUGCGCAUCCAUGGCGGAGCCUCAACUUUCCGCCGCGUCGUCCAGGACACGACUAUCGCCGGCUUUGAGUUCAAAGCCGGCAGCGAUGUUAUGAUGCCGUAUCGUCAGCUACAUCUCAAUGAAGAAUACUGGGGUGAAGAGCCGACGAAGUUCGGCAUGAACAAGUUCCUUGAGAACCCCAAGCUCUCGAACGCAAGGACCUACAAGCCUUUCGGCGGUGGUGCUACGCUGUGCCCUGGGAGGCUUUUGGCGCAGCAAACUGCUUUGACUUACCUAGCGAUUCUUCUGACGAGGUAUGACAUCGAGGUUGUUGGUGGUUGCAAGAGCCAGACUUUCCCAGAGAUGGAUGACAAGGUGCCUACGUUGGGUAUCAUCUCACCUGUGCCGGGACAGGAUCUGAAGAUAAGGGUCAGGGAUGUCACAGUCGAAUAA
Messenger RNA from Fusarium sp. VM40, 432 nucleotides. NCBI's taxonomy places the organism in Eukaryota, Fungi, Ascomycota, Sordariomycetes, Hypocreales, Nectriaceae. The record is from the annotation of a GenBank genome assembly.